AUGAUUCAAAACCAUACAAACUCUCCUCAUCAUCAUUUAACUUUACAACAAUUACAGGAAUUUCCCAAUAUUGAAAACAAGAAAAUCAUUCCAUUAUUAAUUUCUCCUUUUCAAACCGAUCGAAUUUUACAUGAACAUUUAUCGCAACAACAACCAAUUGUUUCCGAACGAUCGGAACACUCAAAAAGAAUAUGGUUGGCCCAUGACCAAACAAAGGUUCAUACUUUGAUAAACUUGAUGUUCAAUCAACCAUUGAAUUCCGACACAAAGUCGAAUAUCAUUGUUUUCGAAGGAACGUAUCAUAACAUGUUGGAAUUGUAUCAAUCAUUGAAGAGAAGGCUUUCGGGAUAUUUAAAUUUGAAACAUGAGAAAAAAAAGAGUUUAAAAGAAAAGUAUUUGGAGAGUCAUCUUUCAAAAUUGGAGUUUACUGAUAUGAUUUCCAGAUUUGGAAUAUUGGGUCGUGUGGAAUUGGAUCAUGACAAAAAAGAGAAUGGCGAAUAUUCGAAAAGUUAUUCUUUUAUUCAAACAAAGGUGAAACGAUUACCCAAAUUAGAGACAUUGAAUCGACUCGCACAAUUUACAAUAGAAAAAGCUGAAAAAAUUGAUCCAUUACUCAAUGGUGCUUACAUUUUCAUUCCAAUUCAUUCUCUUCUUUCUUCCAUAAAAUCAAUGGAUCAGUGGGAAAAGAAUGGAAUUCAAAUUAGUCUUUCUGAAAAGGAUUUUAUUGAUAUUUAUCCUCAAUUUGGCGUCUAUAGUCCAACGAGAAGAGAAAUAUUUUCGACACUGAUACGAAAUGCUUGUGAAGAAUUUUUGAAAAAUUCACAAAUGUUGAAACAAAUGAAUAACAUCAAUAUUAUUGAUAUUGGAUGUGGAACUGGAGUGUUUGGUCUGUUUGUGUCACGAUAUUUAUCCACAUACUGCCUCCCUCAAAGCUCAACUGCAACAUUUAAUUUACAAUUUAUUGAUAUCAACGAAUGGGCUAUAGAAUGCACAAAGGAGAAUGUCAAUAUAUAUUUUAACAAAUUUGGCAACCAUAAUGAAAGAGUCGAUUUCACAUUAUUGGACAUUUCGAAUCGAGAGAUAGCUCAACAGGAAAUCUUGUCCAAGGUAGAAUCGAAAAAGGAUAAUACUUUGCAAAAUCUGAAUUUACUUCUUUGUAAUCCUCCUUGGAUAUCCAUUUCAAAACAAGACUCUCAAUUCAUUCAACAAAAGAGAGAAAGUCUCAAUACAUUCAAGAAUGUAAUUGAUUUAUCAAUUUUUGACAUUGAGCAUGAAUUUUUGGAUAAUUUCUUGCAUCUCAUUCAGCAAUUCGUAUCCUCAUCUUCAUCCAAACACGACAACCGUUCACAAACGUAUGGAAUGAUACUCAUAAGCAAUGUUGGACAUUUAUUGGGUCUAGAGGAACAUCCAAUAUUGGAAACAGUUGAAAACAAGUGUCUACAGAUUGGACUCAAAAUUGUGCGAGUGUUUACUUUGAGAAGAGACAUGGAUUCACAAAAACAUUCGCUCUCUGUUAGAGAAUUUCUCGUCAAUAAUCCUCUUGCAUCCAAACGAAAGAAGUCUCCUCAUCAUGACGAAAUUCAACAAGCUAAAGAGAAUGAGGAAGUCUAUUGUGUCGUGAUUGGUAAGAGCUAG
Molecule: messenger RNA, 1635 nt
Organism: Naegleria fowleri
Lineage: Eukaryota; Heterolobosea; Eutetramitea; Acrasida; Naegleriidae
Exons: 2
Coding region: 1-1635 (544 amino acids)
Source: RefSeq, a predicted model, not a curated record